Molossus molossus (Pallas's mastiff bat) is the source of this 1428-nucleotide messenger RNA. It is a transcript of the gene STAP1, whose product is annotated as signal transducing adaptor family member 1. Gene Ontology annotation, molecular function: signaling adaptor activity; protein kinase binding. The coding region runs from base 68 to 934 and encodes 288 amino acids. The transcript has 9 exons. The record is from RefSeq and is a predicted model, not a curated record. Lineage: Eukaryota; Metazoa; Chordata; Mammalia; Chiroptera; Molossidae. Gene Ontology annotation, biological process: positive regulation of B cell receptor signaling pathway; cell surface receptor protein tyrosine kinase signaling pathway.
CAAGGUAGAUCUCAUUUUGCUUGAGACUGGAUACAGUUGAAACCAAACCACACACCCACGAGAGGGUAUGAUGGCUAAAAAGCCCCCGAAACCAGCCCCUCGAAGGAUCUUCCAAGAAAGGUUAAAGAUUACUGCUCUACCCUUAUACUUUGAAGGUUUUUUAUUAGUCAAGAGGUCAGAAUACCAGGGAUACACACGUUAUUGGACAGAGUUGAGAGGAACUACACUUUUCUUUUAUAAUGACAAAAAAAGUACAAUAUAUGUUGAUAAGUUAGACCUAAUAGACCUCACAUGCCUUACUGAGCAGAAUUCAACUGACAAGAAUUGUGCAAAAUUCACCCUUGUUUUGCCAAAAGAAGAAGUGCAACUGAAGACAGAGAAUACAGAAAGUGGAGAAGAAUGGAGAGGCUUCAUUCUUACAAUAACAGAGCUGUCAGUUCCCCAAUAUGUGUCACUCCUUCCUGGACAAGUCAUUAGACUGCAUGAAGUCUUAGAGAGAGAAAAGAAAAGGAGAAUUGAGACAGAGCAGCUACCGAGUACAUCUCUGGAAGAUGAGAGGGAACCAAUGGAAGAUUAUGUGGAUGUACUGAAUCCUAUGCCAGCAUGUUUUUAUACAGUGUCUCGGAAAGAAGCAACUGAGAUGCUUGAGAAGAAUCCUUCAUUGGGAAAUAUGAUCCUGAGGCCUGGUAGUGACAGCAGAAAUUUCUCCAUCACUAUCCGGCAGGAAAGAGACAUGCCAAGAAUCAAGCACUACAAAGUGAUGAGCGUAGGAAACAAUUACACCAUUGAACUGGAAAAACCUGUAACACUCCCAAACCUUUUUAGCGUCAUUGAUUAUUUCAUGAAGGAGACUCGAGGAAAUUUACGACCAUUUAUAUCUUCAACUGAUGAAACCCUCGAGACCAAAGGAUUUCCUGUAACAUCUCUAGAAUAAAAAAACAGGGUGGGGGAAAUCCAAUGUAAUUUGCCUCCUCCAUCGAUGAUACUGUGUAAAUAACCACCCCCCAGAAUAACAUGGUGGUUAAAUCAACAAACCUUUUAUUUGCUCAUGAUUCUGUGCAUCAGCAAUUUGGAGUGAACCACUUUCUUCAUGAGAACUCUAAUCCUUGGGAAAGUUAGCUUAGUCUCUCACAUGAGAUCUCAGAGCAGUUGAGAGAAAGAUCUUCAUGUCCUUGGGCUAGAAAUUCUUAAUGUUGAGAAUAAAGUUCAGAAAAUCCUCUUAAUUCAUCGACAGGCCCUGCACUUUUUAAGCAAAAGAAUGUUUAACAAAACCAAUUUUAUCGUUGGCUAAUUGAUAUAAACAAGAGUUCUGUUCGACAUCUCAUCAACAUUGUAACAAAAGUACAUUGAACUAAACCACAAGGAGGACCUGUCUUCUUGGAGCUUUUAAUAUAGGAGAAGCUGUGAAGUGAAUAAAUCUAAGUGUGA